AUGAGGACCUGGAAGGCAGGAAUUUCUGCCACAUUCAGGCCUUUAUUGCUGAAGUGUGAUUGAUCAGUGCAAGCUGAACCGGUUAAGGACACUUCUUCCAAGCAGAGCUGAUAAGGGAGUGUGUGUGGCAGAGAAUCGGAUGGAGUGCCAAUUUCUGUCAAGGUUUCUGAUUGAGCAGCCGCAUUGUGGUUGAUGAAGACAGAAUGCCUUCCCAGGAGGCUCCAGUAAUCUUAUUCUGCUACUUUCCCAAUUAUCCACCAGUGUCUUUUUUUAAGCUCAGUAAAUGUUUGUUCAACGGAAAGUUGGAACGUAAAAUGUUGAUGGAAUGAGUGGUGAUUCUUGAAACCACUCUCUGUUUAGAAGUGGUGGAGAGGCGUUUCAGUGAGCCAUAAGAUUUUCCAAGGUCUGGGGUGCAGUCUAGUGGGUGGAACUGAUCUCCUGAGUUGAGGCUUUUUGGUUUUGGAGGCUGGAGAAGAAAGUAACUGCUACUAAAAUGUGAAGACCUAAUGAAAAGAACUCUUGUGGUUUGUUGGUAUUCCCUGUUCUUUCCCUUGGCUGAGGCGGAGGUGGCGUCCUUGAACCGUCGGAUCCAGCUGGUUGAAGAGGAGCUGGAUCGUGCCCAGGAGCGCCUGGCCACCGCCCUGCAAAAGCUGGAGGAAGCUGAGAAGGCUGCCGAUGAGAGCGAGAGAGGUAUGAAGGUUAUUGAAAACCGAGCCUUAAAAGAUGAAGAAAAGAUGGAACUCCAGGAAAUCCAACUCAAAGAAGCUAAGCACAUCGCAGAAGAGGCAGAUAGGAAGUAUGAAGAGGUGGCUCGUAAGCUGGUGAUUAUUGAGGGAGACUUGGAACGCACAGAGGAACGUGCUGAACUGGCCGAGUCCCGUUGCCGAGAGAUGGAUGAGCAGAUCAGACUGAUGGACCAGAACCUGAAGUGUCUGAGUGCUGCUGAAGAAAAGUACUCUCAAAAAGAAGACAAAUAUGAGGAAGAGAUAAAGAUUCUUACCGAUAAACUCAAGGAGGCAGAGACCCGGGCAGAGUUUGCUGAGAGGUCGGUAGCCAAGCUGGAAAAGACAAUUGAUGAUUUGGAAGAUAAACUGAAAUGCACCAAAGAGGAACACCUCUGUACACAACGGAUGCUGGACCAGACUCUGCUUGAUCUGAAUGAGAUGUAGAGCGCCCCCGUCCCGCCCUGCCGCUGCUCCUCCCUCUGACCCCGACUCCACCUGAGGCCAGCCUGCCCGAAGCUGACCUUUAAACUGAGGGCUGAUCUUUAACUGGAAGGCUGCUUUGUCCUGUCGCUGCCUCCCACCCCUACCCCUGUGUCUUUUUCGCCAAACUGUCUCGGCCUCUCCCCAGAGAUUCCGGUUGGGCUAGAGGCCGAGUACCUUUGGGAACAACAUUGAAGGGAAUGUGAGCACAAUGCAAAGUGUCUUUAAAAGCAUGUUGUGUUAUACACGUUUUGUAAUUACCUUUUUUGUUGUUGACGUAGCCAUCAUUUGUAAAACAUUCCAAAUAAUUCCACAGUUCUGAAGCAUCGGUCUCAUUUUUAGAAGGUAAUUUUUCAACGUAAUGCAUAUUGUCUUCUCCAUAGAGAGGGAAAGAGGUGUGGGCCUGCCUUGUGGGGAGCCAAAUAGAACCCAGAGAAAAACUCUACAAUGGGGUACCUCAUUGCUUUGUACAGAGUACCAGCCAAACCAGAAGGGUGAUUCCAGGAGUUAGCAAAACAAAAGUGAUGUUCAGGUUUUCAGCUUUAAGGUGUUUUGGGGCCAUUUUUUUUUUUUUUCAUCAGAAGUGACCAAACAAAACGGUGUGAUCUCUGUCUGGGACCAAAUCCUUGUCCAUUUCUACCUUCCCUUCCCAACAGCUCACAGAGUGGAUCAUGUGCCCCUUAUAUUGAGGGUGACCAGUUACUUACUCUACUGCCUCCUUGAAAGAAAAAACAAAAAUUAUGUUUUUUUGCCACUGAUUUAGCCAUAUGAAACUCAUCUCAUUACCCUUUUCUGGGUCUGAAGCUGCUGUCUCUAAAAGUGCCAUCUCAUUCGUGCUUUGUAUCGGAUAGUGCUGGAGAAAUCUUGAAUAGCUUAUGUACAAAACUGUUUUUAAAUUUUAUAUUAUUUUGAAACUUUGCUUCUUUGGGGUUGGAGCACACUGGCCACCCCAUCUGGCUGUGCGAGCUCUGCAUACAGUCUGUGGUCUGGCUGUGUGCUGAUCUUUAAAAGUUUGUUUCCCUACCCAGCACCCCUUUUUGGUGAGGUUUUGGUCAAGUCUGUUAGGUGCGCAUUCUGCAGCUUAUUGGCUUAAAAUGUACUCUCCUUUGGUGUGGUCUCUUUGGGGGCCGAUGGGAGAAAGAAAAACCAAUAGUGCAACUGUUUUGAUACUGAGAAUUGACACAUGUCUUUUUAAAAUAAAGAACCAGUCCCUCCAA
Rhinolophus ferrumequinum (greater horseshoe bat) is the source of this 2422-nucleotide messenger RNA. RefSeq names its product tropomyosin 3 (gene TPM3). Lineage: Eukaryota; Metazoa; Chordata; Mammalia; Chiroptera; Rhinolophidae. Gene Ontology annotation, molecular function: actin filament binding. Gene Ontology annotation, cellular component: actin filament. Gene Ontology annotation, biological process: muscle contraction; actin filament organization. The record is from RefSeq and is a predicted model, not a curated record. The transcript is spliced from 8 exons. The coding region runs from base 507 to 1169 and encodes 220 amino acids.